AAGCUACGGCUCAGAGCUUCUGCAGCCCGAAGAGGCUUCGUUGCUCCAACAGUUGACCCCCUCAGGGCGGCUCAACAUUUUUCCAGGUGCAUGGCCGAGUUGGAGGAUGAGGAGGCCGCUCCCCUGCAGCUCCGCCUAGAAGAUUUUCGCCGCAGCAGAUGCUCCGCUUUCAGCCAACUUAGAGCCAUGGGCACAGGGCUCAGGAGGACUGCUCUUAUCGUUGCUGUGGCAGUGCUUUGUUGUGGCUGUGCCCUGGUCGCGCGGCAUGGCCUGCGAAGUGGCGUCUUCAAUGGCAUAACUCCACUCCGCCUGAACUCCGUGCUGCCUGAGGUUCCAACUUGCAUGCAUGAUGAGGAGGAGUUCUCAGGCCUUUGCUACAUGAAGUGCUCCUUACUCACGGGCGGCAGGGCGCCACAACGGAUCUCUCCUGCCCAGUGCUGUCAAAACGACAACGGCAUCCUGUGUGCGCUUUUUGAUGACAUGGAAGCUACCUCGGAUGCAUUAGACGUGGGCGGUGGUGCUGCCAUACACAAUGCCCCGCACGCGCCGGGGGUAGGCGGAAUCUGCACUGAGGAGGAGGAGUCAUAUCAGGGGCUUUGUUACCCGAAGUGCUCCACGAUGACAAAUGGCCAGUCGCCCAUUCGAGUCUCACCCUUUGACUGCUGCCGGGGAACGCAGGUGGAAUGCCUGGAAGGCAAAGGCCAGUACGCGUCAGCCUCCGACUUCGCCGGUGCCAAGAUCCCUGAGACGAAGGACAAUGGAAGGCCGGGCGAGCUCGUAGAUCCAGCCUGUCGGUCGGGCCCAAGCAAACUCGAGGAGUUCAGCUUAAGCUCAGGGUUUGGAAGCCUUCUAGGCUUCAGGCCAUGGUCUGAGAGGGUCGCCAACUUGAUGGAGGCCUCCUGCGAAGAUGACGAGGACAUCUUCAAUGGCUUGUGCUACGCAAAGUGCAGUGUCUUGACCUAUGGCCAAGCGAAAAUCCGCACUGGGCCAGAUAGUUGUUGCACCUGCGAGAAAGGGCCGCUGUCCUGGGCGUGCUGCGCUUUGCCGUGGAAUGCGCUGUCGGAUGCCGGCUUUGCAGUUGCCUUGGACGAUUCUGGCCUGGAUGGCAGCCCGCACCCGCCUGGCAUGAGCGUACGCUGCUCUCAGGGUGAGGAGCUAUUUGCAGGCAUUUGCUACAAGAGCUGCGCAGACGUCACCGAGGGCAAGAUGCCACACCGCGUCAAUGCGGAUUCCUGCUGCAAGUUCGCGGACAUGUCGCAAUGUAUGGCCUCACCGGACAACAUGGUGACAUCUGUGAAUCUGGACAGAAGCAUCAGCAAAAGCAACGCUCUGCCUCACUCGCCUUACAUGCUACCUGCAGACAGGAGGCGUCUGGGAACAUAGGUCGAAAUGACACAGCGAGAGACACAUGGCUUCCAAUGUCUCACCCGAUGCUUUGAGUAUUGUGGCCAAUGAUGCUACUGAGCGCCUACUUAAAAGAGUGGGCCAGGACAGAUGGAUUCACCUCAACAUUACAG
Effrenium voratum is the source of this 1517-nucleotide messenger RNA. The record is from the annotation of a GenBank genome assembly. NCBI's taxonomy places the organism in Eukaryota, Dinophyceae, Suessiales, Symbiodiniaceae.